Diorhabda carinulata is the source of this 623-nucleotide messenger RNA. RefSeq names its product INO80 complex subunit C. The record is from RefSeq and is a predicted model, not a curated record. The coding region runs from base 134 to 496 and encodes 120 amino acids. The transcript has a single exon. Gene Ontology annotation, cellular component: Ino80 complex. Lineage: Eukaryota; Metazoa; Arthropoda; Insecta; Coleoptera; Chrysomelidae. Gene Ontology annotation, biological process: chromatin remodeling.
CAUUCAUUGUUGCAUUGUAUGUUGUGGACUGAUUUUAAGGUAAACAAAAUCACUUGCUUUUUGUUUAUUAUUAGUGUUAUUUAUCGAACAGUAACAACAUAUCAUUGUAAUGAUUAAAAUAAUUCGUUGAAGAAUGAGCACUAACGUAGACGAUCAAAAAUUAGAACAAAAACCAGUAUUCAAAGCAUCAUCUUUCCAAAUUAUAAAAGCUAGCAAGAAGAAAUACGUUUGGAAAAGUUUAAAACAAAUAAUCGCAUCAGAAAAAACUCUUCCUUGGCCCGAAGAUUGUGUUCACUAUGGUUCAAUAAAUGCUCCUCCCAGUUUUAAGCCACCUCAGAAAUUUUCGGAUCUCUCUGGUCUUCCUGCCCCAUAUACUGAUCCCCAAACACGAUUAAGAUAUGCCAACAAAGAGGAAUAUGCGACGAUUAUCGAUUUACCCAUGGAUAUUACAGCUGGAUAUUUAGCCUUACGAGGAGCUACUAGUAUUGUAGGAUAAAUAUAGUACUCCUGCCAAAGGGUAUUGUGAGUUUUUUCACCAGUAAUUGAUUUUUAAAACAAAAUGCCAAUUUCGUUUAGUUUCAGUUCAAUUGAAAAUGGAAAAUAAAUUUAAUUUUAAUUGAAAA